Molecule: messenger RNA, 1288 nt
Organism: Carica papaya (papaya)
Lineage: Eukaryota; Viridiplantae; Streptophyta; Magnoliopsida; Brassicales; Caricaceae
Source: RefSeq, a predicted model, not a curated record
CUCUUUAUGGCUUUUGCAAUUUGUUUCUCUCGGCUCCUGCUAAUAACAUAAAAUUCAAAACCCUAAAUUCAGUACCAAUCUUGUCGACGCUCUAAUUCAGCAUUUCCACACAAAAUUGACUGCCGUUUAUCUAACAAAUAGAUCAUAGUUAUUGUCAUCACAAGAUAAUGAUAUUAUUCAUUUGACAACAAGCUUUUAUUUUCUACCGGCAUAAUCAUUUGUUAAAAACGUUGAAAGGACAGAAGGGAGAGGAAAAGUAAAGAGUCGCGGGAGACCAGGGUUAGGGUUAGUUUCUCGGUGCUCAAUUAUGGGCUUAAGAAGAUUGACCUCACUUCCUCACCUUCGUGCUUCUUCUCUUCCUCGAACCUUGUUUUCCCGCUGCAACUUCUUUCGAUCUUACCUUAAAUCCGGGGAUAUCGAUGGGGCGGAUACGCAAGAGUUCUCCGUAUGGGAAAAUGGAGGUGGCUCCUUCCACAAGUCGGCUUGCAUUGAUCCCACUGCAUAUAUUGGGAUAGGUGCGGUCAUUCAUUCAAAAUCUGUUCUUGGUGCUGGCGUUCGUGUUGGCUCGGGAACUGUGGUUGGACCUGCUGUUUCCAUUGGCCAAUCCACAAAAAUUGGGUAUAAUGUUGCACUUGGUAACUGCUCUAUUGGUGAUUCAUGCGUAAUCCACAAUGGAGUUUGCAUCGGUCAAGAUGGAUUUGGGUUUUUUGUGGAUGAUGAUGGGAACUUGAUAAAGAAACCUCAGACAUUAAAUGCUAGGAUAGGGAACCAUGUGGAGAUCGGUGCAAACACAUGCAUUGACAGGGGCAGUUGGAGAGACACUGUCAUAGGGGAUCAUACAAAGAUAGAUAAUUUAGUCCAGAUUGGUCAUAAUGUAAUCAUCGGAAGGAAUUGCAUGUUUUGUGGACAAGUUGGGAUAGCUGGUCUGUGACGUAUGUAACUAUCACAAAAAGCCCAUGUUGGAGACUCCAUAACCCUAGGAGGAAGGGUAGCAGUUCGUGACCAUGUCUCUAUUUCAUCAAAGGUUCGACUUGCUGCAAAUAGUUGUGUCACUAAAGAUAUCAAAGAGCCUGGAGAUUAUGGUGGCUUUCCUGCUGUCCCAGUUCAUAAAUGGCGAAGACAAGUGGCUUACCAGAAUCGGAUUUCUAGCAAGGGGAAGGCAUAGGAUGAGAACUUUGUUGUGGAGGCCUGCUAUGUGUUAAAUUACACUGUUGAUUCUUGAGGAAAUUAUAUGGUAAUGGAAAAAAGGACAAUAAGAAUUAUAAUGGAUCUUCUCUUUCAUUUGUCA